CCUGUGGCUGAGAUGUUUCACGUUUCGCAUGUUUCGCAUGCGGUCGUCAGCUCCAGCACGCUGACGAUGGUGGCAAUGGUGGCAGUUUACGGUUUGACACGACGGCGGUCACCUCGUGAGUGCGGUUUAUGUUUAAGUAACUUCAACGCAAACGACUUAAAAUGUUACAUUUAACUAAUCUAUCAAAACCAACGUGAAAGUGAAAAUUUUUAACUUAAAAUUGUUUUCUUAAAAAAUUAGUGUGAAUUAAUUAAUAUGCGCAUACUCAGUGGUAUUUUCAGAAUACAACAAUUUGCAACAUUCACGCUGUUAUUGCGUUUAAAUCGUACGCAAUGUAAGCAAAUUUAUAAUUCAGCGUCUCUGCUUACCGACACCCACCCACGCACCGCAAUAAACGAAAGCAGCAUUAUCACAAAAGCCUAUAAGAGGAAUCUGGGCCUCCGAUAACACACAACCGACUCACUCAACAGUGCUUAUCUGAUUAGAGAUAUACACAUUAAGAAAGGAAUACAAGGAGUUGCAACACGUUCGAAUUUAGUGCGACGCCGACGCAGGAAAGAUGCUGACUUAAUGUUUAAAUAUAUAACAAAUUAAGAAAUAAAAAAUACAAACGUGACUUGGAUCGUGAUCAUGACAUCAACGUGGGUGUUUGUGAAUGUGAAUGGAAAAUACCGUAUUGUGCUGUAAAUUUGUGAAAUUAAGAAGUUUUUAUUGUUUUUAUUUUAAAAAAAUGGGAAUUUCUUCAAGUAGACUCAAAAAAACCAAGCGAAGUAAAAGUAGUAUAUCCUGGAACCGUUUCGGUUCUUUGAUCUCUCUACGCUCGAAAAAUCGCCAUAGCAUCGCGAUAUCGACAAAAAGACACUCUGCAAUCGAAGAUACGACUAAAUUCAGUGAUUUAAGCCCCGCCCCUUCGAUUUUGACAGUUGAUACUUGCACAGAAGAAGUAUUAACCACUGAUGUGUCUAAAGAGUUGCCUAAGACUAACGAAAACGAAGUUAAAAAAGAGAAUCCAGGACGAAUACAACGUAAACAUUUAGAAAUUGACUUCUGGCUGAAAGCGUUAGACCUGCCGCAAUAUUGCGACGUGUUUAAAGAUGUCUACGGCGUGGAGAAUCUUAUCGACUGCAGUGAAUCGGAUAUCCGGCAAUUUGGUGUGAAGAUAUCAUCACAUCGCGCUGCCAUUAUGACUAGCCUAACCGCACUGAGAUCAAAAUAUUAUGAUGAUUCUUUUAUUGUAAAUAAACGUAUGGCUUCCCUACGACACAGUGUAGCUGUCGAUAGUCGUAGUAUUAUCCACGAUGAUACUAGGUCUGAUUUGCACACAGUGACGGAUUCAACGCGCAGUAAAAGUUGUAACAACUUCCUCAUGGAGCCUUGCGCAGACCCCACAAUGGACCAACUGGCCCUAAAAAAGGCCCUGGAAUGGGAGUUGUCCCUGGACAACCGGGACCUCCGCUCCCACGCUUGGUACCACGGCGCAAUCCCCCGCGCGCGCGCUGAAGAAAUCGUCCGCGACGAGGGCUGCUUCCUCGUACGUGACUGCACCUCCCAACCCGGUAACUACGUCCUCACCUGCCGGAAGAAUCAACAGGCCCUACACUUUGUCAUCACCCGUCAAAUCCUGCAACCUGACACCGUCUACGAACGCGUGCAGUAUCAAUUCGAAGACGACCCGUUCGACACCGUUGCUGAUUUGAUCACCUCCUAUGUGGGUUCCGGAAGACCCAUAACCAGCUUAUCCGGCGCGAGGAUAUCCACGCCUGUCAAUCGAAUGUAUCCGUUAUCUUUCUACGCCUCGAAAUAUCCAUCGGUGAUGUAUCAGAGUCGAUUAUCAUCACCGGCGACUACCCCAAUGGGUUCCAUUCGAUACCCUAUGCAGGUAUUCAAACAAUCCAGCCCUACGAGGUAUUCCCGAGAUGGUGCACCACGUCUACCUUCGAAGAAACAACGUUCGCAGUCGUUGACACCCUCGGAGGUGCAACGCAUGGCCGCGGAGAAGUGUAACAGUGCUGAUGGGGUCAUCCAACCACCGAUGAUGACCCGCUCGGCUGGUAGUGAUGCAAUUUUGCUCAAUUCACGCUUUUCAUCACAAUCUCUACCGAGAAACUCUACAUCACGACUUUCUAUAUCUCCUAGUAGUGUAACCCUCGGACGUAAUACAAAAAUCAACAGGGUCAUCAGUGAUAAUUCUCUAUCGGAGGAUGAAACCCUUCCGGAUUCACCCCCGCCGAAACCAGCGAGGAUCCCAUAUUCGGAUGGAACUGAUGCAAAAAUCGGAAGUCUACAACGCGUCACCUCUUAUCACGCGUCCGGAUCCGACUCCGGAAACGGUUCCGGUGACUCGGCUGUCAGCUCAGCGGCAGGUGAUCCAAUCGAAGCUAGUCAUAGGAAUUCCGGUGUUGUUAUCAAGAACCCCCGGUAUAAUAUGAACACCUCCGAGUCUUCCACAACGUUGAAAAACUUUGACUUUGAUUAUGUCAGCGCCGAGGAGAAAUUGAUGCAGAUGGAGAUGCCGGAAGUGGAUUGUUCGAGCAGAUUUGACUUGGACAACUUCCAGACGAUUCUGUUACCAAUGACAGAGAAUAAACCAUUGGACGGGCAAGCGCUUAAAGGUAUCAAGCUCAUAUUGCGAGAGUCAGGCUCGAAAAUACUGGCGAAUCAUCUUUCACGAGUGGAUUUUGAUUUGAUUUACGGGUUUACUACCAGUAGUAAACUUGGAAGUGGGUUAGAAUUGUGUACAUUACCGCAUGGACAACAGUUGAGGUUAGAUUUGAUCGAGAGGACGGAAUGUUUGAAACUUUUGGUCGCCAUUACUAUAUUGACUUGUAACGAUGAAGACGAACGAGCAGAGACUUUGAAUAAAUGGAUCGAGGUUGCGAUUGAUACCAAAACAGCUCUUGGGAAUUUGUAUGGAUUUUGUGGUAUUAUGUUAGGGUUAUGUUUACCACAGAUUGAACGACUUAAUUCAACCUGGUAUACCCUCCGCCAGAAAUACACAGACUCUGCAUUCAAUUUCGAAGCGAAACUACGCCCGAUGCUCAAAAGUAUGAACAGUUGCUCAAAUCCCCAGGCACCGAACACGACAAUUCCACAUUUGUUACCGUUUAUACUACUAAUGGAACGAAACCUCGACGAUUUCAUCAAUCCAAUCAACGAACAAAAAAGCCUUGCUAUGAACUGCCUCGGGCUUUGGGAGUCAAACACCCAGGACUUCGGUUUGUCCACACUUUUUGCGCACAUGGACGCCGCCCGGAAAUUUACAAGCAGCAGCGCAACUUUUCAGCGAAAUGCUGAUAUUGUUUUAAGUGAGGCUCGCAUGGAGGAACUCACAACUGAUAUGUUUCGUACGGAGUUUCAGCUGAAAUUCUUAUGGGGCAGUCGGGGUGCAUACGCGGUUUCUUAUGAUCGCCACGCGAAAUUCGAACAGGUGCUCAAUGUCAUGGCCGAAAAGUAUUGCAACAAUAUUAAGGAAGAAUCUGAGGUUUAAAUGACUAAUGAGAAUAUUUUGAGCAGUAAGUUUCUACAAUUGCAAAAAAACACACGGGGCCAAACUAGUAUAAUACACAGCGCACUUUUUAUAAAGCAAAAAAAUGCAAGAAAAGACCUCAAGAAUUCAACACCAAGAAAACUUACUGCUGAGAUGAAUUCGAUUAUAACCUAACUUUGUACGUUUGGUGUGAACGGUUGCACAACCACACUCGAAACCAAAUUCCUAUUAUUAUGCAGCGCAUUUAACUUAAACACUAAUGUACAUUGUAACUGUCUGCAACACUAGUUGAAUUAUUGAAGAGUGUAAUCGCUACUAAUCAGUUUACAUUCGCGUUCUUCACGUUUUGCUUGCCGCGAAUUGAUUUCCAUUGACAAUACAAACUUAAAAGACUGCCAAAUAUUUACUUAUAUAAAGUAUGAUUCGAUAUUGUUUCUAUUUAUGAUUUGCCUGCGCUUUCUUUGUUAUUUAGUUGAUAUUCUGUUAUUAUAAGUAUUCAUUUUCUAAUCGGUGCAAUACGCAUGCUAUUUAUGUAUAACAUUUUCGUGAUAUUUAUAUACAAAUGUUUUUGGUGUGAAUAUAACCCGCAAAUAAUAAUAAACUGUAAUAAUUUGUACAUAUACGAAUAAUAGUUAUAUAGAUUUUGUAAAGAUUUUUCUUGCUAGUAUCAUGUACGAGAAAUAUUCGAACGCCGUGUGUACUGAGGAAGAAAAAUGAAAAGUUAAAUGAAUUUAGUGUAAUAAUAAUGAAAUCAAACGUAGAGGAAUGGCGAGCAGUGUUGGUUAUGUUGGUUAAACGGCAAUGUAUCGCAUACUUGAUGGUAAAUUAUUAUAAACUAGGAACGUUGCUAGUAUACUAUGUAUCAAUCACACUAAUAAUGACUAAAAAAACUUGUAAUAUAUAUAUAUAUACCUCUAUACAUACACAAUAUACGAAUAUACGAUACUGUAGCAAUGAUGAUUCAAAUAUUUAUCAUAGUUUCAAGUCUGUGUUACACAGUGUGAUUCCUAUAAUAUUAUAUUUACCAAUAUUAAUAUGAAUAUAAUAAAUAUCCAUUGAUGCAUUCAUAA
This is a messenger RNA of Dalotia coriaria, 4557 nucleotides long. Its product is annotated as breast cancer anti-estrogen resistance protein 3 homolog. NCBI's taxonomy places the organism in Eukaryota, Metazoa, Arthropoda, Insecta, Coleoptera, Staphylinidae. The transcript has 8 exons. The record is from RefSeq and is a predicted model, not a curated record. Gene Ontology annotation, biological process: small GTPase-mediated signal transduction; positive regulation of peptidyl-serine phosphorylation. Gene Ontology annotation, molecular function: phosphotyrosine residue binding; guanyl-nucleotide exchange factor activity. Bases 662 to 3487 code for a protein of 941 amino acids.